CUGCGCGUCUCCUCCCUCCUUCCCAGCCAGUGGCCCAAAUCCCGCGAUACUUCCGGCUGUGGCUGCCCGGCGUGGGGCUCGGAGCUACUAGUGAGGGCUGGAGUGCCUUCUCAUGGAUCUAAACAGUGCCAGCGGUGUGGUGCUACAAGUGUUGAUGCAGGCAAGCAGCCAAGAUUCCGCUGUUUUGAAACCAGCUGAGGAGCAGCUCAAACAGUGGGAGACGCAGCCUGGAUUUUAUACUGUGCUAUUGAAUAUUUUCACAAAUCAUUCCCUGGAUGUAAACGUCAGAUGGCUCGCAGUCUUGUAUUUUAAAAAUGGAAUUGACCGCUACUGGAGACGGGUAGCACCCCAUGCACUGUCAGAGGAGGAGAAGGCAACUUUGCGUGCAGGACUCAUCACCAACUUCAAUGAGCCAGUAAAUCAGAUUGCUACUCAGAUUGCAGUUUUGAUUGCAAAGGUUGCAAGACUGGAUUGUCCCAAGCAGUGGCCUGAACUCAUUCCAACUCUUAUCGAAUCAGUAAAGAUCCAAGAUGAUCUUCGGCAACACCGAGCACUACUUACGUUUUAUCACGUUACCAAAACCUUGUCUUCCAAAAGGCUGGCUGCAGACAGAAAGCUCUUCCAGGAUUUGGCCUCAGAAAUCUACAGUUUUACCUGCUCCCUGUGGAACCAUCACACCGACACUUUUCUGCAACAGAUCUGCUCCGGUGGGGAGACUGCAGCAAUCAAUUCCCUUGAAAGAACAUUACUAUCACUAAAAGUUCUGCGGAAACUUACUGUUCAUGGAUUUUUAGAACCCCACCAAAAUGCUGAUGUCACGGGCUUCCUGCUGGCAGUGUUUGUUAGAUUAAAACAAUUUCUAGAUUGCAGCAGAAAUAUUGGUGCUGAGAAUGUGUGCAGGGAAAGACUCGAAAAGAUUAUUAUUCUUUUUACUAAAGUGCUUCUAGACUUUCUGGAUCAGCAUCCAAUUUCGUUCAUCCCCUUAAUCCAGAGAUCACUGGAGUUUGCAGUUAGCUAUGUGUUCACAGAAGCUGGUGAUGGAAUUGUAUUUGAGCGUUUUAUUGUGCAGUGCAUGAGUCUUAUUAAGAUGAUUGUUAAAGAAGAUUCUUAUAUACCAUCCAAAAACUUUGAAGACAGCAAACCCGAAACCAUUAAUGCUCAUCAAAUCAAAUUGUCGUUCUUCACACACCAAACACUGACAGAGAUAUGCAGAAGACUGGUUACUCAUUAUUUCAUUCUAAGUGAUGAAGAGCUUGCUAUGUGGGAAGAGGAUCCUGAAGGGUUUGCUGUAGAAGAAACUGGAGGAGAUUCAUGGAAAUACAGUUUAAGGCCUUGCUCUGAAGUCCUUUUUAUUGACAUUUUCCAUGAAUACAGUGAAACACUUACACCGGUUCUCUUGAAUAUGGUUGACACGAUAAAAGGCCCUACUUGUGUAGAAGACCUAAAUACUUUACGGAUUAAGGAAACAGUGUAUAAUGCUGUUGGACUAGCUGCAUAUGAAUUAUUUGACUGUAUAGACUUUGAUGAGUGGUUUCAGAGUCAGCUGCUCGGAGAACUUCAAGUUGCCCAUGACAGGUACAAGCUGUUACGUCGCAGAGUAAUAUGGCUGAUUGGACAGUGGAUUUCAGUGAAAUUCAAGGCUGAUCUGAGACCUUUGCUUUAUGAAGCAAUUCUCAGUUUGUUGCAAGAUCCAGAUUUAGUGGUUCGCAUUGAAACGGCAACAACAUUGAAGCUUACAGUCGACGACUUUGAAUUCAGAACAGAACAGUUUUUGCCUUAUCUAGAGACCACCUUCAGUCUGCUCUUCCAGCUGCUACAGCAAGUUACCGAAUGUGACUCCAAGAUGCAGGUCCUACAUGUCCUGUCAUGUGUCAUCGAGAGGGUCAACAUGCAGAUAAGACCUUUUGUUGGCUGUCUUGUCCAAUAUUUACCUCUUCUUUGGAAGCAAAGUGAAGAACACAAUAUGCUUAGAUGUGCAAUUCUGAGCACAUUAGUCCAUCUUAUUAAGGGUUUAGGUGGUAGCAGUGAGAAUUUAUAUCCAUUCCUGCUUCCUGUAAUUCAGCUAAGUACAGAUGUCUCACAGCCACCUCACGUAUACCUCUUGGAAGAUGGCCUGGAAUUAUGGUUAGUGACUUUGGAAAACUGUUCAUCAGUGACACCUGAGCUGCUUCGCAUUUUCCACAAUAUGGCUGCUUUGCUUGAGCUUAGCUCAGAAAAUCUCCUCAUCUGUUUCAAGAUCAUCAAUGCCUACAUUUUUUCUUCUUCUUCAGAAUUUCUGCAGAUAUAUGCGGCUAAUCUCUGCCAGGCUUUUCUGGAGCUUCUUAGGGACAUAACUAAUGAAGGUCAAGUUCAAGUUCUUAAGGUAGUCGAAAAUGUCCUGAAGGUCAAUCCUGCUGUUGGUCCACAGAUGUUUCAAGCUCUUCUUCCUCCAGUCUUCAGGGGCAUUAUUGAAGGAGAGAAGUAUCCAGUGGUGAUGUCCACGUACCUUGGUAUCCUGGGACGCGUAUUGUUACAGAAUCAGUGUUGCUUUUCUUCCCUCCUGUAUCAGUUAUCACAAGAAUAUAAUUGUGAGCCUGACCAAAUUCUUGGAAACCUAAUUGAAAUGUGGGUGGAUCGAAUGGAUAACAUAACUCAGCCUGAAAGAAGAAAGCUUUCUGCACUAGCUUUACUGUCCUUGCUGCCUUCAGCUAACAGUAUUAUUCAAGAUAAGUUCUGUGGAAUCAUUAAUGUCUGUGUGGAAAGCCUCCACGAUGUCAUGACCGAAGACCCAGAAACGAGUACCUAUAAAGACUGUAUGCUGAUGUCACACUUAGAAGAUCCCCAAGUGAUUGAGGAUGAAGAACCACCAACUGAACAAGAUAAGCGGAAAAAAAUGUUGGCUCUGAAAGACCCAGUACACGCGGUAUCACUGCAGCAGUUUGUUUAUGAGAAGCUGAAGGCACAGCAGGAACUACUGGGGGAAGAAGGAUUUCGCUCUCUCAUGGAAACUGUGGACACUGAAAUCGUUACCCAACUGCAGGAGUUCCUGAAGGGCUUCUAACGGGAAUAUCCGGCACGUUGGCCUCUGAUUCUGGAUUCAAGGAAAUCAAAUGUGCGCUCUUUAAUAAAAACACAAUUUUUCCAA
Molecule: messenger RNA, 3124 nt
Organism: Xenopus tropicalis (tropical clawed frog)
Lineage: Eukaryota; Metazoa; Chordata; Amphibia; Anura; Pipidae
Gene: ipo11
Product: importin 11
Biological process (GO): intracellular protein transport
Cellular component (GO): cytoplasm; nucleus
Molecular function (GO): small GTPase binding
Source: RefSeq, marked provisional